AAUCCAGUCAGAAGGUGAAAGAAGAAGCGGCCAUUCAAUGCCCAUCUCCUUUUGAAGUUUACUGCGCACCCUCUCUCUCUUUUUGCUCUCUCCUUCCUCGCCUUCGCUGGAUCCCUCAGAAGCCAACAAAAGACCCGAGACCCGGACAAAAGGGAGCUGUUUCAGACUCUCAGUUCAUUUAUUCCACACACCCAGAAUCAGAAAGCAAGAGAGAUAGAAAAACGCAGGACAUGGCCUUUUUCAGCUCCUGCUUCUACCUGAGAACGAGACGGAUUUGAGCGGACGUCGGAUCUUUUCCGUGUUUCGAGGACGGGGAGUGUAAUGGGGUUCGCCCAUUUGCUCCUGAUCGGUUUUGUUCUGCUCGCGCUUGAUAGUAGAGGACUCGUUCGUGGGAAUGCGGAGCUGGGGGCUCUCAUGGAGAUCAAGGCCUCUUUGGACCCGGAGAACAAGAUUCUCACCUCGUGGACCAGUAACGGCGACCCCUGUGGCGGUUCGUUUGACGGGGUGGCUUGCAACGAGCGUCUGAAAGUGGCUAACAUCUCGCUGCAAGGGAUGGGCCUCGCGGGCAAGGUCUCUCCUGCAGUGGCUCAGCUUAAGUGCUUAUCGGGCUUGUACUUGCAUUACAAUUCCUUGACUGGGGAGAUUCCUAGAGAACUUGCUAACCUGACCGAGCUGACAGAUCUUUACCUCAACGUGAAUUAUUUGACUGGGAGAGUACCUUCUGAAAUCGGAAGCAUGGCUAGCCUUCAAGUGCUACAGCUAUGUUGUAAUCGGCUUAAUGGUACUAUUCCCCCGGAAAUGGGAUCCUUGAAGAAGCUGAGCGUUCUUGCCUUGCAGCAUAACAAAUUAUCCGGUGAUAUUCCUGUUGGCUUGGGCAAUUUGCAGACCUUAAAGAGGCUUGACUUGAGCUUUAAUCAGUUUACCGGUCAGAUCCCGGUGAAAGUAGCUAACAUUCCAGAACUGCAGGCUCUUGAUGUACAAAACAAUUCUCUUUCUGGACUUGUCCCUCCUGCUCUGAAGAAAUUGGAGGAGGGGUUUCAAUAUCAGAAUAACACAGGUCUAUGCGGAUUUGGAUUUCCUUUGCUUAGAAAUUGCAACGGUCUCGAUGACGCGAAUGUCAAUGAUUUACAGCCCAUCGGACUGAACACGAACAAGACUGUUCCGAUCCCACAGACAGCAAAUGUGAAGGCACAUUGCAACCGACGCCAUUGCUCAAGUCCAUCGAAACUCCCACAAGCAGCUCUUGUUGCUGGGAUUGUCUCUGUCACAGUCACAUUGGUCGGUGCAGGACUUCUAACAUCCUAUCGAUAUCGUAGAGGGAAACAAAAGAUUGGUAGUACAGCUGAUGCUUCUGAUAGCAGGCUUAGUAGUGACCACUCGAAAGACUUAUACAGCAGAAGUGCAUCUCCCCUCGUCUGCCUCGAGUAUUCUAGUGGAUGGGAUCCUCUGGAUGAUGGCCGCUAUGGAAAUGGACUAUCCCUGCAGGCGCCUAGGUACACCUUGGAAGAAGUUGAGUCGGCGACCCAAUACUUUUCGGAGGUUAAUUUGUUGGGAAGGAGCACCUUUUCAUCUGUCUACAGAGGCAUACUGAGGGAUGGGACUCCUGUGGCUAUCAGGAGCAUCAAUGUGACAAGCUGCAAAUCGGAGGAAGCCGAGUUUGUGAACGGACUAAAUUUGGUGACUUCGCUAAGGCAUCAAAACCUCAUUAGAUUGAGAGGUGUUUGUUGCUCAAAAGGCAGGGGUGAAUGCUUUCUCGUGUAUGAUUUCGCCCCCAAGGGUACCCUUUCGCAAUAUCUCGAUUUAGAAGAUGGAAGCAUCCAGGUUCUUGAUUGGCCCACGAGGGUUUCUAUCAUCAAAGGAACUGCUGAGGGUAUCGGAUACCUACACAGCAGUGAAGCCGACAGGCCUGCAGUUGUUCACCAAAACAUAUCUGUUGAGAAGAUUCUCAUUGACCAGCAGCUCAACCCACUGAUAAUGGAUUCUGGGCUUCCAAAGCUUCUCGCCGACGAUGUCAUAUACUCAGCUCUCAAGAUUAGUGCUGCCAUGGGUUAUCUGGCGCCGGAGUACAUUACGACAGGUCGUUUUACCGAGAAAAGCGAUGUUUUCGCAUUCGGAGUCAUCAUCUUCCAGAUCCUCUCGGGUAAGCGACAACUUUCCAGCUCAAUGCGGCUGGCGGCGGAGUCUUGCGCUUUCGAGAACUUUAUCGAUUGCAAUCUGAAGGGAAACUUCACUGAACCUGAGGCGGCUAUUCUCGGGAAGAUUGCAUUAGGUUGCACCAGUGAAUUUCCCGACAGUAGACCUACUAUAAUCAGAGUGAUCGAGGAACUAAAUGAUUGGCGCGUCCAGCAUGGAUGAUUGUACAUAGCCAAUUUGCCCGAAGUUGCAUCCAUGGCGGCACCAAUUUAACUGAAUGAGUUAUCAAGCUCAGCGGCGCGACGGGGCAAUGAUGUAUGAUCCCUGAAGAAUAUACAGUGUAAUCUUGUCCUAAUGUAUAACAGAUCAGCUUUAACUUAUAUGUACUUUUUCUGUUCACCUGAGUCAUAAUCAUUUUCAUUUUCCCUUU
Rhodamnia argentea is the source of this 2563-nucleotide messenger RNA. Its product is annotated as probable leucine-rich repeat receptor-like protein kinase At5g63930. Gene Ontology annotation, biological process: protein phosphorylation. Lineage: Eukaryota; Viridiplantae; Streptophyta; Magnoliopsida; Myrtales; Myrtaceae. Gene Ontology annotation, molecular function: ATP binding; protein kinase activity; receptor serine/threonine kinase binding. The record is from RefSeq and is a predicted model, not a curated record. Bases 322 to 2355 code for a protein of 677 amino acids. The transcript has 4 exons.